AUGAGUGCAUUUUAUGGCUGCAUAUUUCUUAAUGAUUUGUCUAUUGACAAUGCAAAUGAAAAUUUUCGCAUGGUGAACAAAUGUUUUUAUUCAUCUGAUCUUAAAAUUUUUUGUGGGGCAAAUUCAAAUGAAAUAGAUGUUAUUUUAUUAUCUCAAAUAGAAGAAAUACAAGACUUUUCAUUCUUUGGUUCCAAAGUUAAAACAUUAGUGAUUCCUUCAUCAGUUAAAAGGAUUGGAAGAUUAGCAUUCUGUUACUCAGUGAUUCAAGAAAUAACUUUCCCUGAUGAUUCACAACUAGAAAUUAUUGAUGAAGGUUCGUUUGCAUAUUGUUUUAAUCUUAAUUUAAAUCUUUCUUCAUUACAAAAGUUAUCAGCAAUUAAGACUCAUUCUCUUUCAUUUUGUAAUUUACUUGGAUUUCCAGAGAAUGAUGUUUAUAAAGAAAUAUACCAAUUUUAUUUUAUGAUGCCAUCAAUUGAAAUACCAUCGCAAAUUACAUUCAUUCAUGAUGAUGCGUUUUCUUUUGCUCCAUAUCUAUCAAAUAUUAAUUUUAAAGGAGAAAGCAAUUUAAUUGUGAUUGGAAAAAAUGCUUUUAGUGGAAGUAAAUUAUUUAAAAUUGAGAUCCCAAAAUCUACUGUGAUAAUCAAUGAUCGCGCAUUUUAUGGAUGCUUAAAUUUAAAAUAUGUCAUUUUUAACGAAGAUAGUAACUUAAAGUUUAUUGGACAAGAAGUAUUCUUAUUAUGCAAUAUUGCAUUGUUUUAUAUCCCAAAAAAUGUGAUGAAUAUCAGCUUGAAUGCUUUUAAUAUCUCCAGCAAAGUACAAAUCAAAAUUUCUUCUUUAAAUUCGCCCAUAUAUUUUGACAGUGGUUGCUUGAUUACAGAUCGAAAUCAAACUAUCUAUCAAUACAGGUACACAAAUAAUAUUGAAUUAUUUUUCUUAAUUCUAGAACAUACAAAUGAAAUUAGAAAAGAUUCAUUUCGUAAUUGUUUAAUAGAUAAAUUACUAAUCCCAAAAAAUGUAAUAAAAAUUAAUGACUAUGCCUUCUUCAAUUGUUCAUUGAAAGAAAUUGAAAUUGAAGAAAAUAGUCAGCUCAAUGAGAUUGGGUCGUUUGCAUUUUCUUUUACGAAUAUUACUAAUUUUACUAUUCCAAAAUAUGUAACUAAAAUUGGAAGUUCUGCUUUUUUAGAAUCAAAGCUUUCUAUAUUAAAUUUUGCCAUAGAUUCUCAAAUAUUAGAAAUAUCUCAAAAUGCAUUCGAGAAUUGCAAAAUUUCAACUAUCGUCUUUCCAUCCUUUCUUAAAAUAAUUGGCCAAUCUGCUUUCAAGAUGCCUAACUCUUUAAAAAAUAUUUCAUUUAAUGAUAAUUCUCAAUUAGAUAUGAUUGGUGAUAAUUCUUUUGAAUCAACUCCUAUUGAAUCUUUUCAAAUUCCACACAAUGUAAGAUCUAUCGGACAUUUUGCAUUUAGUAAAUGUAGUUUAUUGAAAAAUAUCACAUUUGAAGAUAAUAGUUGCUUGGAAAUAAUAGGUAAUUAUUCUUUUGAAUCAUUACCAAUCAGUUCAAUUCGAAUUCCUUCAUCUGUGAGAAUUAUUGGUUCAUAUGCUUUCAGUAGAUGCAAUUCAUUAACAGAAAUAACUUUUGCAGAAAAUAGUAUAUUAGAAGAGAUUGGCGAUCAUUCUUUUGAAUCAUUACCAAUCAGUUCAAUUCGAAUUCCUUCAUCUGUGAGAAUUAUUGGUUCAUAUGCUUUCAGUAGAUGCAAUUCAUUAACAGAAAUAACUUUUGCAGAAAAUAGUAUAUUAGAAGAGAUUGGCGAUCAUUCUUUUGAAUCAUUACCAAUCAGUUCAAUUCGAAUUCCUUCAUCUGUGAGAAUUAUUGGUUCAUAUGCUUUCAGUAGAUGUAAUUCAUUAACAGAAAUAACUUUUGCAGAAAAUAGUAUAUUAGAAGAGAUUGGCGAUCAUUCUUUUGAAUCAUUACCAAUCAGUUCAAUUCAAAUUCCUUCAUCUGUGAGAAUUAUUGGUUCAUAUGCCUUUUCAAAAUGUAUUAAAUUAAUAGAUGUAAAAUUAAGCGAUAAUAGCCAGCUUUUGAAAAUUCUUGAUUAUGCAUUUACUUCCACAAAUGUAUCAAUAUUUUCUAUUCCAUCCUCAUUAAUUAUUUUAGGAAAUGGAUCUUUCUUCAUUUCAAAUUUAUCAAUAAUCACGUUUGAAGCUAAUUCAAAACUCCAGUAUAUUGGUUAUUAUGCAUUUUAUAAAACAUUAAUUAAAUCAAUUCAAAUACCUCCCUUCGUUGAUUUUAUUGGAUAUAAAGCUUUUGGAUAUUUAAAGAUAGAUAACAUCACAUUUUUAAAUAAUACAAGAUUAAUUGAAAUUUCGAAAGAUGCCUUUUCUUACAUCAGCGUCCCAACCCUCAUCAUUCCAAAUGUCUCUGUAAUUGGAAGUUUUUCAUUUUCAAAUUCGAAAAUAAAUUCUAUUUUAAUUCCUAGAACAGUGAAUAUUAUAAGUUAUUAUGCAUUCAGGGAUUCAAUAAUUGAAAUGAUUACUUUCCAAAGCAAUUCUAAAUUAUUAAAAAUUUCCGAGGGCGCUUUCUAUUAUUGUCAAUUGAGCUCUAUAACAAUUCCUCAUUCUGUUGAGAUCAUUGAGCGGAGGGCAUUUUUUAGUUCAACUUUAGAAAAUGUUUUAAUUGAAAAUGAUUCCAAUUUAACUGAAAUCGGAAAUGAGGCAUUUGCAAGUUGCAUAAAAAUGAAUAACUGGCAUGUCCCAGAUAAGUCAAAAAUAACAAUUAUUAAUAAUGGUUUAUUUCAAUAUUCAUACAUAAUGUCAAUCAAAAUACCAGCUAAAAUAGUGAAAAUUGGGCGAUAUAGUUUUUCCAACUGUCAGAAUUUAUCUCAUUUAGAGUUUGAAAAUGAGUCUCUUUUGAAUAUCAUCGAUUAUGCAGCAUUUGGCAAUUGUAAUAUUUCCAAUUUAAACCUUCCGUGCGCAGUAACAGAAAUUCAUGAUUUGGCAUUUAGCUCUUGUAGGAAUCUUGAAUUUGUAAUAUUUCCAUCAAAUAGUCAAUUAUAUAAAUUUAGUCCUAGUGCAUUUCGUGAAACAAAAAUUGAGCAACUUCUAAUCCCUCCUUCCGUUCAAAUUCUAGAAAAUGAUUCUCCAAUUAAACCUUAUGAUUACCAUAUCCAGCCUCCAUUGAGUUUUUCAGAUAAUUGUCAAGUUAAAAUAAUAGGAGAUAACGCAUUUUAUAAACAUUCAUUCAAAUCAAUUAUUAUACCCUCAUCUGUAACAAAAAUUGGGGAAUAUUCAUUCUCAUCCAAGUAUCUAUCAUUAAUCACAUUUUCAGAAAGCAGUCAAUUGAUCGAAAUUGGAGAAUAUGCAUUUUCAGAAUCAAACAUAUCAUCAAUUGUCAUACCAUCAUCAGUAAAAACCAUCAACAAUUUUGCAUUUUACAAAUGCCAAAAUUUGAGAAAUAUUUCAUUUCAAGCAAACAGUCAGCUUGAAAAUAUCGGAACUGAUUCGUUUAAAGAAACAACGUUAUCACUAUUUACAAUGUCCAGCAAUUUGAGAUAUUUUCCGCAAAUUAUAUUAUACAAUUCAACGGAAAUUAUUUUUGAAAUUGAUGCAGAAAAUGAAUAUUUGAAUGUUGUGGAUAAUAUAGUUUAUUCAAAAGAUUUUAAAGAAGUUUAUAGAUUUCCAUCUGCAAAAGAAGAGAUUUUCAUCAAUGAAAGUGUUGAAAUUAUUGGUGAAUAUGCAUAUUGUGGAUGCACGAUGACAAAAAUUACGAUACCGUCUAAAGUUUCUGUUAUUAAAUCACAUUCCUUUGAAAACUGCACGUUUCUACACGAUGUUGAAUUUUCGGCAUCUUCUCAAAUCACAAAAAUAGAAAAGUAUUCAUUUGUAAAUACAUGUAUCAAAGAUGUUUAUCUUCCAGAUUCUAUAAAAUUUUGUGAAUUAGAGGCUUUUGACAAUUCUACAAAUAUACAUCUAUCACAGAAUAGCAAUUGCUCGAAUAUUGAAUUUUAUACUAAUAUUUCUUCUAAAAUUUUUAUUCCCAAGCAAAUUCAUGAAAUCCCUGAUUACAGAUUCUUCAAAUAUAAACUCCUAAUUCAAGUUGAAUUUCCACUAGAUAGUGAAUUGAAAGUUAUUGGAGAGUAUUCAUUCUCAGAAACAGGUAUUGAGAAUAUAUCAAUUCCUAGAUCUGUUGAAGUUAUUUCUUCAUAUGCAUUUGCUAAUUGCCUUAAUCUUACCGAACUAGUUUUUGAUAAUAAUUGUAAUUUAAUAACAAUCGGUUCAUAUUCUUUUUCAAAAACAAACAUUAAAAAUAUUGAAUUUCAAGCACAAAAUUAUGCAAUUCAAAAUUAUGCAUUUUCAGAUAUUUCAUCGUUAAAUAAUGUGACUUUUAUUGAAGGAAAUUAUACACCACUUUUGUAUUCCAAUUGCUUCCAAUCAAGUUCAAUUAAAUUUUUAAUCAUUCCUUCUUUAUUCAAAAAUGUUGAAAGCGGUGCAUUAUCAUAUUGUGCAAUAUCAUUUUUAUAUACUAGUGAAUUUUUAAUAUUCAAUAAUGAUACCCCCGUUGGUCUGAAUGGCAAUUGGAUUGUAAAUUAUACAAUCCCCAGCAACAUAAAAUAUAUUAGAUUCCCUCAGCAAACUUUUAGUGAUUUAAAGCUAUGUUUAAUCUUAGAAGGAUCAGAAGUGCAUCUUGAAAAUCAGAUAUUUAUGUAUACUGGAUUAGAAUAUAAAAUUAACAAAAGGUUCAAGUUCUAUGCUAAGAGUGUUUUCGAUUUAUUUACAAUUUUUCAGAUCCCAUAUACGCUCAAUGAUAAUUUAGUAAUUGAUCCGCAAAACAGAAUUGUUUUAGAUUAUUAUGGGUACCAAGAAUUCAUUCAAAUUCCGGAUACCAUUGAGAAAAUUGCUUCUCAUGCAUUUGAAAAUUUGAGUAUUAAAGCUGUUUCUUUUAAUGAGAACAUCAAACAAAUCGAGUAUCAUGCAUUCUACAAUUGCUCAGAACUUAUUUCAGUUUACUUCCCUGAAAAUUCUAAGAUAGAAUAUAUAUCGGAAGCAGCGUUUGGAAACUGCCCAAAGUUACAAUACAUUUCAGAUUUCACAUCCGAAAAAUACAAAUGUGUUAGUGAUACAAUAUACAGAUUAGAAGAUGACACCAGUUAUGAAACCAUCAUUGCACAUGCACCAAUGUCAAAAGAAACGAACAUUGAUAUCAAAAGCAGAAUAAUUGGCGAAGCAUCAUUUAUGUGUUCAUGGAAUCUCGAAGAUGUCUUUAUCAAUCCAAAUACAGUCAGACAGAUCAAUAGAUAUGCAUUCUUCAACUGUACAAAUCUCAAAACAAUCAACUUCCCAAUGUGCGUUUCAUCAGUUUAUGAAUUCUCAUUCCAAGAAUGUAAUUCAUUAGAGAACUGUCUUAAUAUCGAUAAUCAUCUCAGAUCUUAUCUUAUUAUGCUUUCACGAUCAGGGAUCCCUCAUCGUUCAACCGUUGUAUAA
Trichomonas vaginalis G3 is the source of this 5472-nucleotide messenger RNA. RefSeq names its product antigen BSP-related family. Bases 1 to 5472 code for a protein of 1823 amino acids. The record is from RefSeq and is a predicted model, not a curated record. NCBI's taxonomy places the organism in Eukaryota, Parabasalia, Trichomonadida, Trichomonadidae. The transcript has a single exon.